Molecule: messenger RNA, 6711 nt
Organism: Bactrocera dorsalis (oriental fruit fly)
Lineage: Eukaryota; Metazoa; Arthropoda; Insecta; Diptera; Tephritidae
Exons: 16
Coding region: 172-6453 (2093 amino acids)
Biological process (GO): ammonia assimilation cycle
Molecular function (GO): glutamate synthase (NADH) activity; FMN binding; iron ion binding
Source: RefSeq, a predicted model, not a curated record
CCUACACAGCGACAUAAAAUAUUGAUAUCGACUUUAAGAGUAUCCGGUUUUCUUAUACGAUUACAUAGCGAUGGGAAUUAACUAAAUUUGCUAAUUGGUUGUUUUUCAUAUUCUUCAUUCGUUAGUGGAAAAUCAGCAGUUUUAGUCGUGUGAAGUUUUCAAGGAAUAUAUAUGAUAACGAAUAAACUAUUAAAUUUGCAUACACAAGACAUGAAAAUCACUUGCGAACAUAAUAUUUCGACCAUUCAAGAAACUAAUAAAAAAAAUGGAAAUUUGUUGAAAGAAUCAUCAAACCCUGAAACAAAUAUAUGGGAAGCUCCAUUAGCUCAAGGAUUGUACGACCCUCAGAACGAACAUGAGGCAUGUGGUGUUGGUUUUAUCGUUUCUAUUGAUGGAACUCAGUCGCAUAAGAUUUUACGAGAUGCGCAGACUUUGUCCGAACGGAUGAAUCACCGUGGCGCUUGCGCAUGCGAUAAUGACACUGGUGAUGGAGCAGGAGUGAAGACGUCAAUACCGCAUAGUUUAUAUGCCAAAGAACUGUCCGCCGUCGGUGUAACUUUACCUGCGUUCGGCAAUUAUGCAACAGGCAUUAUUUACUGCGACGAAAAAACCUACUCUGAGGUAGAAACUGAUUUUGCUAAAUUAGCAGAAGAACUGAAGCUUAAAGUUUUGGCGUGGCGCACUGUUCCUACAAACAAAGAUGCUAUUGGAGUCGUCGCACGGAAAUCGGAACCACUUUCGCGACAAGUGUUUGUCGGUUGUUCUUCAGAUUUAAGUCAAGAGGCUUUCGAUCGUCAAAUUUACGUGCUUCGCAAACGUUCUAGUCAUGAAUUAAUUAAAGAAGGGCGCCGUUUCUAUAUUUGCUCAUUAUGUUCCAAAACUGUGGUUUAUAAAGGGUUGUUCACUUCUGAUCAGUUGUGGGAAUAUUAUACCGAUCUCCAAGAUCCGAAUUUCGAAACUUAUUUGGCCUUGGUUCAUACUCGAUUUUCCACGAAUACAUUUCCGUCCUGGGAACGUGCUCAUCCUUUACGUGUCAUUGCGCACAACGGAGAAAUAAAUACUUUGCGAGGAAAUGUAAAUUUAAUGAAGGCUCGUGAGGGUGUUAUGCAGAGUGAGCUUUUUGGGGAGGAUCUCAAAAAACUGUACCCUGUAGUUGAACCAAAUCUAUCGGAUUCAGGCUCAUUUGAUUGCGUUCUUGAAUUUCUUACGAUGGCCAGCAGACGUUCUUUACCAGAGGCUGUAAUGACAAUGGUUCCUGAAGCCUGGCAAAAUGAUAAGACCAUGCCGCAGGAAAAAAGAGACUUUUACCAAUGGUCAUCUUGUGUAAUGGAGCCGUGGGAUGGUCCUGCUUUAAUUUCGUUUACCGAUGGUCGGUAUAUUGGAGCUGUACUCGAUCGAAAUGGAUUGCGUCCAUCACGUUUUUAUGUGACAAAUGAAAAUGUACUUGUAAUGGCAUCAGAAGUGGGCGUUUAUGAUGUUGAUGCAUCAAAGGUAGUUUUGAAAAGUCGUUUGAAACCAGGUCGAAUGCUGUUAGUUGACACCAAAGAAAAAAAGCUUAUACAGGAUGUGGAAUUAAAACAGCACAUCGCUAGAUCUCGACCACAUUCAGAGUGGCUUCAGCAAAAGAUAACUAUUGAUGAAAUACGCAAUGCGAACAUAUUACAAGAUGAUUCAGUCGACAAUAAAUCUGUUAUAAACCCACUGACAAACUACCCGUUGGACCCUAGGCUUCUUCUUUUUGGAUACACAACCGAAACUGUUAAUAUGCUUCUUGUACCUAUGUUCAGUACUAGAAAAGAAGCUCUUGGCUCGAUGGGAAACGACGCCCCACUAGCAUGUUUAUCUGCUUUCCAACCGUUGCCAUACGAAUACUUCAAACAAUUGUUUGCACAAGUAACCAAUCCACCCAUCGAUCCAUUUCGUGAAAAGGUUGUAAUGUCCAUGCAAUGCCCUAUAGGACCCGAAGCAAAUUUACUUCAACCAUCAAACCAACAAGUCCAUCGAAUAUGGUUGCCGAAUCCAAUUCUAAGUAUUCCUGAUAUCAAUUUGUUGAAGCGAAACUCUCAUAGGGGAUGGAAAACAAAGGUCUUGGACAUUACGUUUAGAUUUGAAGAUGGAAUUAAAGGCUAUAUUGACUGCAUUGACGAUAUUUGUCGGCAGGGUUACCGCGCUGCAUCUUCUGGUUAUCAGUUGCUCGUUAUUUCUGAUCGGAAUGCUGGGCAUGGUAAAGUACCUGUAUCAGCUUUACUUGCUUUGGGUGCAUUACAUCAUUAUCUAAUUGAAACUUUGCAACGUAUGAAAGUUGGUAUUAUAGUAGAGACAGCUGAGGCACGAGAAGUGCACCAUAUUUGUGUAUUACUUGGCUAUGGUGCAGAUGCUAUAUGUCCCUAUUUGGCUUUUGAGCUAGCACAGGCAUUACGUGAUGAUUGCGUCAUUAGUCCUGAUGUAAGUGACAAACAAAUUUAUGGUGCCUAUGCCCAGGCUAUAGAGACGGGAGUGGCAAAAGUAAUGGCCAAAAUGGGCAUUAGUACAUUACAAUCGUACAAGAGUGCUCAAAUAUUUGAAGCUGUAGGAAUAGGUGCAGAGCUCAUAAAUAAAUGCUUCCGAGGAACUGCGAGUAGGAUCGGAGGUAUUGGUUUGGAAAUGGUAGCAAAGGAAGCUUUGGAGCGAUACAAUAUGGCAUAUGGCAGUACGUUGUGUGACACUCGUAUCCUGCGAAAUCCUGGCAAUUAUCAUUGGCGUAAUGGAGGCGAGGCUCAUAUAAAUGAACCUGCCUCUAUUGCAAGCCUUCAGGAAGCGACAAUAAAUAAAAAUUGGGACUCUUUUGAGGCAUUUAAAGCAACAACGUUAGACAGUGUAAAGAAAUGCACACUUAGAGGUCAACUUGAAUUCAUUACCGAUCGAAAGCCAAUAGAUAUAUCCGAAGUGGAGGAAGCAUCAGAAAUUGUGAAACGGUUCGUUACUGGCGCUAUGAGUUUUGGCAGCAUUUCUCUUGAAGCACAUCAAACUUUAGCUAUUACAAUGAACCGCAUUGGAGGAAAAAGUAAUACCGGCGAAGGUGGCGAAAAUGCAGAUCGGUACUUAGAAAAAGACCCACAAAAUAGUAGGAGAUCGGCCAUUAAGCAAAUAGCAUCAGGUCGUUUUGGAGUAACGGCAGCAUAUCUGGCAAAUGCGGACGACCUACAAAUUAAAAUGGCCCAGGGUGCAAAACCUGGAGAAGGUGGGGAACUCCCUGGAUAUAAAGUUACGAAGGAAAUUGCAGAAACUCGGCAUUCCGUGCCUGGUGUGGGCCUUAUUUCACCACCACCACAUCAUGACAUUUAUUCAAUUGAAGAUUUAGCAGAGCUUAUAUAUGACUUAAAAUGCUCAAAUCCGAAUGCAAGAAUAAGCGUUAAGUUGGUUUCCGAAGUCGGAGUUGGAGUAGUAGCAUCCGGGGUUGCUAAGGGUAAAGCAGAACAUAUUGUUAUAUCAGGACAUGACGGCGGAACAGGAGCAAGCUCUUGGACUGGUAUUAAGCAUGCUGGACUACCAUGGGAAUUGGGUGUGGCCGAAACGCAUCAAGUUCUUGUUUUAAACAAUCUGCGUUCAAGGGUUAUACUUCAAGCUGAUGGUCAGUUGCGUACCGGCUUUGACGUUGUGGUGGCGGCGUUACUUGGUGCUGAUGAAUUCGGUUUCAGUACAGCUCCUUUAAUUGUUAUGGGAUGCACUAUGAUGAGAAAAUGUCAUUUAAAUACAUGCCCAGUAGGCAUCGCAACACAAGAUCCAGUACUCCGCCAAAAGUUUACCGGAAAGCCCGAACAUGUGAUUAAUUUCUUCUUCAUGUUAGCAGAAGACAUUCGUAAGAUCAUGGCUAAUUUGGGAAUUCGUCGAUUCCAAGAUUUAAUUGGACGUACUGAUUUACUUCAAGUAAUCAAAAAAGGAAAUAAUAAACCUGAUUACCUAGAUCUAUCCCUACUAUUGAAAAACGCUUUAGAACUACGGCCCGGAGUAAACAUAGUAGGAGGUUCUGUAAGCCAAAAUUUCCAGCUGGAAAAAAGGGCUGACAAUAAGCUUAUUGAAAUGGCACAAAACGUUAUAAACGGCUCAGAAGAUAAAAUUAAUAUCAAAAUGCGUAUAAACAACGAGGAGCGUGCUUUCGGUUCCACGCUUAGUUAUCAUAUAGCUUGCAAAUAUGGAGAGGAUGGUCUCCCACUUGGCAAAAGCAUCGACAUAUCGUUGGAAGGAUCUGCUGGACAAAGUUUUUGCGCAUUUCUAUCGACCGGCGUAAAUGUCACAUUAAAAGGUGAUGCUAAUGAUUAUGUUGGCAAAGGUCUAUGUGGUGGCAGCGUCGUAAUAGUUCCUCCUGACAAUUCAGUAUUUGAAUCGCAUUUAAAUGUAAUAGUGGGCAACGUUUGCUUGUAUGGUGCAACAAAAGGCACUGCUUAUUUCCGAGGUAUAGCGGCUGAACGCUUUUGUGUAAGGAAUUCUGGGGUUACAGCUGUUGUCGAGGGCGUUGGAGACCAUGGAUGUGAAUACAUGACCGGGGGUGUGGUACUUAUUCUAGGAUUGACGGGUCGAAAUUUCGCCGCGGGAAUGUCUGGUGGAAUAGCUUACGUUUAUGACGUUGAUGGCUCUUUUAAAAGCAAAGUGAAUCCAGAGUCUGUUGAGAUGCUUCCAUUGGAACUUGAGACAGAUAUAACUCUUAUUAAGAGUCUUCUGGAAGAUUUUAUAAAUAAAACAAAUUCAAAAGUGGCAAAAGAAGUAUUCGUCAAUUGGACUGAAAGUCAGAGCAAAUUUGUGAAAGUAUUCCCAUACGAAUAUCAAAAAGCCUUACGAGAACUGGAAAACACUCCAAUUUCUAAUACAAAUGAAAUCAAGCCUGCUAAAUCGCCCGCGGCUGUUGAACCGGUCAUUAAAGAUAUAGAAGAAACACUACUAAUAAAAGAUGGCACGCAAGAUAUGCCUUUAAAGCAGCCUUUGGAUAAAAUCCGAGGUUUCAUUAAAUACAAACGAGAGGCAAAUAUGUACCGCAACGCUAAUGCGCGGCAAGAAGAUUGGGAUGAAGUUUAUAAUUUCCAAAAUAUUCGUAAAAAUUUGAAAUCACAGGCUGCACGGUGUAUGGAAUGUGGUGUUCCUUUUUGUCAAUCGAAUGCUCAUGGUUGUCCUUUGGGAAAUAUCAUUCCUAAGUGGAAUGAUCUUGUUUUUAAAGACAACUGGCAAGAAGCUUUACAACAACUUUUGCAAACGAAUAAUUUUCCUGAGUUUACUGGUCGAGUCUGUCCAGCACCUUGUGAAGGGGCCUGUGUCUUAGGCAUAUCGGAGCCAGCAGUGACUAUCAAAAAUAUUGAAUGUGCCAUUAUUGAUCAUGCAUUUGAGCAAGGUUGGAUGAAACCUGACAUUCCUAGUAUACGUACGGGAAAACGUGUAGCAAUUGUAGGAUCUGGACCUUCUGGUUUAGCCGCCGCAUGUCAAUUGAAUCGAGCAGGUCAUUUCGUUACUGUUUUUGAAAGAAAUGAUAGGCCUGGCGGUUUGUUGCAGUACGGUAUUCCGACUAUGAAAUUAUCUAAAGCAGUAGUGAAACGCCGUAUUGAUCUGAUGGCUGAUGAAGGAAUAGAGUUCCGAACGAAAGCGUAUAUUGGCAAAGAUAUAAAAGCAACAACGUUACUAGAAGAGUAUGAUGCAUUACUACUUUCAACUGGUUCCACUUCUCCGCGAGACUUAAAUCUAGUAAACAGGGAUUUAAACGGAAUACAUUUUGCUAUGGAAUUUCUUGAAGCCCAACAAAAGAAACAGCUCGGUGGUCAAAAUGACAUAAUAUCAGCUAAAGAUAAACAUGUAAUAAUAAUCGGUGGUGGCGACACUGGCUGCGAUUGUAUGGCCACGGCUUUACGACAAGGUGCCAAAAGUAUUACCACUUUUGAAAUAUUGCCUGAACCACCCAAAAAUCGCGCUAACGACAACCCGUGGCCACAAUGGCCUAAAGUAUUCAGAGUUGAUUAUGGGCAUGAAGAAGUGCGUGUGAAAUUCGGUCGCGAUCCACGUCAGUACUGCACGACAACAAAAGAAUUGAUAGCAGAAAAUGGCAGCAUAAAAGCUAUAAAUACUAUUGAGGUUGAAUGGACGAAAAAUGCCAAAGGACAAUGGUCAAUGUCUGAAGUACCUGGUAGCGAGAAGUAUUACCCUGCAGAUCUAGUUUUACUGGCAAUGGGCUUCUUAGGCCCUGAAAAAACUGUACCGGAAGAACUUGGGCUUGACCUUGAUGGUCGUGGAAACAUUAAAGCUAGCAAUGGACAAUUCGGAACCUCUAACUCUAAAGUUUUUGCCGCUGGUGAUUGCCGAAGGGGCCAAUCUUUGGUCGUCUGGGCCAUUACUGAGGGACGACAAGCUGCACGGCAAAUUGAUACUUAUCUGAUGGGUUCUCCCAGCAGUCUACCCGGUCCUGGAGGUGUUAUAGACAUAACUCGCAAGAUCUAAGAAAAUAUGUUAAAUAUGAUUGUGUCGUUUAUUUUUAAGUUCCAAGAAGUCAGUGUAUUCAGCAGUAUAUAUAUAAUUUUCACAAGGAAAAUAUUAUAUAUAAAUAUAUAUAUAUAUAUAUAUUUAGCGCACGGAGGCUUGCGUUUAAAUGUAAGAUAAAAAUAUAAUUGUGAAUCAUUAUCUGUAAUUACAGAGUAAAACAUAAUUUGAUAAUAAACCAAAAUGUUACAGCUUUAACAAGCAUUGCGUUGAAAACUA